This is a messenger RNA of Penicillium diatomitis, 342 nucleotides long. RefSeq lists its product as uncharacterized. The record is from RefSeq and is a predicted model, not a curated record. The transcript has a single exon. Bases 1 to 342 code for a protein of 113 amino acids. NCBI's taxonomy places the organism in Eukaryota, Fungi, Ascomycota, Eurotiomycetes, Eurotiales, Aspergillaceae.
AUGAGUGGCCAGGCGGAGAUAAUCGACAAGGUCCUAAAAGAUUUCCAAGAUUGUGGUGGGCUUGCCCCGAGUGGAAGCACCAACAUCGAAGACCUUCUUGCAGUGAGCGGCCUCUCACUGCUACCCCCGAAUGUCGAUGAAACGUCCGGUUCCCAAAAGUCUGCAGAGAAGCAACGUCCUACAGAGAAGCAAGAUGCAGUGAGCGGCCUCUCACUGCUACCCCCGAAUGUCGAUGAAACGUCCGGUUCCCAAAAGUCUGCAGAGAAGCAACGUCCUACAGAGAAUCAAGGACACCUGCGGGCGAAAUUUUCUGACACUGAGAAUAAAUCAUGGACAUACUAA